AUGGUGAGACUGAGAGAUGUGUUAAAGAGUGAAGCAGAAAGGUACACGAAAGGACUGGUGGAUAUUUAGUAACCUCCCAUGUAGAAUACUAGAGCAUAAACUCCAGGCAGUGUAGUUAUAGUGGCUGCCAUUAACAUAGUAAUGUCAUAUUUUUUUUUAAAUCUUUUUAGAAACCGGUUGAAGAUGCAAUAAUAAAUCAUAAUUGAUACUGAAUUAUUAUUUUUAUUAGAUGGAAAUUUUUAUUUUUAAUCGAUUAAAAAAAAUCAUAAUAAAUACAGCAAAAAACAAAUGUGAGGAAGGCUGAACUUGAUGGACGCAAAUCUCUUUUCAGCUAUGUAACUAUGUAACUAUGUAAUUGUAUUACUUUUUAGAUAGAAAACCUUAAUGUUCCCUUAAAAUCUUAAUAUUUUAUUCCCUUACACAGGUAACUGCAACUGACAGUGUCACUAAUGAAUUAGCUACCACGUCAGUCACAGUGGAGAUCACCCCAGGUAGGAUUUCCUGAACAAAUAAUUUAUUCUAUUCUUGAUUUUAAAAAAUGAAAAUAAAUAUUCUUACAACUGAACUCCAUCCAACAGUUGUAAUUCAUAUGUCAAUGCUUUAAAUGGGCAUUCUAGAACCCUAUUGCACUUCAGCUUGAUUAAAAGCUUUAUUUGUGAAGAGUCCUCUUCUUUUCCAUUUUAUAAAAAGUACAAAUUUCAACAGAAAUACUUAAUUUUAUGAAUUAACCUUGCAACCUUGCCACCACACCCCUCUGGUUGUCAAUCAAACAACCAGUCCUUUAACUUCCUGGUUGUUUAGCUCAGUUGAGCAAAAUUCAAAAGGCAGGUACUUGCUCAGAUCACCGUCUUGCAAAGACUUCUCAUUGAGCUGCACUGGAAAGUUUUUGAUUGGACAGACACAGAUAGCCUGGGCUGGGUUAGGAGGGGAGGGCUUGCAAAGGCUGCAAACAAGAGUUCUGCAGCUUUUACAAGCUACUUUAGAUAUACCUUUUGUAAAAUAAAAAAUGCAUAAUUAAAUAUGUGUAUAUUUGGGAAUAUUUGCUUAACAGUGAUUCAUAUUUGGGAAGUGCAGUGUUUCUUAACCAUCAAACUUAUGUUUCUGUCCAUCAAACGUAUGUUUCAUAUCAUGGAUCAUUAUACAGUAAUAAGAGAUAAUAUCAUGAAUAGAAAAAAAAUACAGAUAGAAAUUUUAUGAAAUACUCAUUUUGAUUGUGUUGGAAUUUCACUGAGAUUUCCAACCAGUCAAGAGAUGUACUGAGACUAAGUAUGGACUACUUUGUCUCUGUAUAUUUCCUCCAUCUGACUUUUUUAGACUCUGGGCAGAAGUACAGUGUCAACCUCGACAGCUGCCACCAGUGUUGGCUGCAGGGAAUUGGCUCUGCCUAUCAUGGUCUCACAGGAUCCUCCAUAGACCUCCACGGUGUACUUUGGCUAAUGAAGAGGAGCCACCGGAACAAGAUGGGAGCAAGAAGUAAAUCUCACCUUUACUUGCCUUCGCCAGGGCAACGGAACCCCAGUGAUAAUGUCACCGUUGGUGGUCUUUGCGAAUUGGGCAAAGUCCCCAGACAGUGACAGUGCUGCUUUCACAGUUAUCAAUUCUAUCCUAAGUUUCACUAUCAAUGAUGUCGAACCUGGAUGUCAAUAACUGGCUGAGAUGACUGGGUUAACCAGACCCCAAAGUAUUCAGCCUUUCGUUACAUCAAGGUUGAACUGAAUUGAUAUUGAUCAUGUGGAUCAUGCAUUUCUUUAAGUCAGAAGGUAGCUUAGUGUGAGAUUUCUCAUUUUUAAUGUAACAAAUUGAUCAUAAUUGAUACAAACUAUUUUAGGGGUGCUCUUUAAUUUAAACAAUCUUAAAAUCCUCCCCUUUGCUGUUUUUGGCUUACAACUCCCACAGUAGCAGUACCUGGAAAAGGCCAUAAAAUAGUUAAUAUUUCUGGACAUCAUCAUUAGUAAAUUGUUUGCUGUUUUAUCUUGAAAUUGCUGUGAGAGGAAAAUACUGAAGUAGAAUUGAUUAUUAAAAUACAUUUGCUUACACUGAUAGGUUCAUUUCUGCACAAUUAGGUUCACUGAUCAACUGAUAAUAAGUAACCAUUAGAGGGAAAACGAGAGGUAGCAAUAAAAAAAUAUAUUUUUAUAUAUUCUAUAUUUAUUAAAUAUAUGAUAUAUAAAUAUAGUUUGAGGGAUUUUUGUUUUUAUUCUUCCUCCUUUUUUUGCAUCCGUUGUUCACUUCUCACUUGAUCUGUGAAUAAAAUCAACAUUUAGUGGCUGUCCUAAAACCAUCAUUUAUCUUGUUUUUUGGCGCCAUGGUUAGAAAUCCGAGUCACAAAUCAAACAAAACGGUUUGUUAAUUGUCGUUUUGUUUGCCUCGUGAUUCAUCCAUAUGAAAGUCUAUUUCAGCGUUACGGAAUAUAAAAGACCCGCCAAUUGCCCAAAAUUUGGACAAAUUGCAAUUAGUUUGAAACCAAAAGCACGUGUCUAAUCUUUGGUAUUAUAAAAUUAAUUAUCACAAUGAUGUCUAUAGAAAUAUGUACAGUCAGUGAAACUAUAUAGUACAACAGGAGUAAUAUGCUGCCAUUCCUAAGCAAAGUUGAUACUGCCAGAUAUAAGAUUAUGGAAUACAUUCUUAAAAUCUCUUAAUUUUUAUUUAGGCAUCACCACACCUGCACCAACUACUACUACUCCUAUGAUAAGUACUACUACUGGAACACGCAGUACUACAAGUUCUAUUAUUGGAACAGGCACCACUACAAGUGCCACUCCUGGAACAGGGACAACAAUAAAAACCACUUCUGGAACAGGUACCACUACAAGUACCACUCCUGGAACAGGGACAACAAUAAGAACCACUUCUGGAACAGGUACCACUACAAGUACCACUCCUGGGACAGGAACCACUACACGUACAACUCCGGGAACAGGAACCACUAUAAGUACAACUCCUGGAACAGGGACAACAAUAAAAAACACUCCUGGAACAGGUACCACUGGAAGCACCACUCCUGGAACAGGAACUACAAUAAGAACCACUUCUGGAACAGGAACCACUACAAGUACAACUCCUAGAACAGGAACAACAAUAAAAACCACUUCUGGAACAGGUACCACUACAAGUAUCACUUCUGGAACAGGAACCACUACAAGUACAACUCGUGGAACAGGAACAACAAUAAAACCGACUACUGGAACAGGCACCACUAGAAAUAUUACUCCAGGAAUAGGCACCACUGCUAGUACUACUCGAGGAACAGGCACAACUACAAGUACAACUUCUGGAACAGGCACCACUACACAUACCACUCCUACUACACGUGGAACAGGUUCAACUACAAGUACCACUCCUAGAACAGGAACAACAAUAAGUAUCACUCCUGGAACAGGCACCUCUACAAGUACCACUCCAGGAACAGGCACUACCACAAGUACUACUCCUAGAACAGGCACAACUACAAAUAAAGUUCCUGUAACAGGAGCAGCUUCAAGUACUACUUCUGGCACAGGCACAACAACAAGUACCACUAGAGGAACAGGCACCACAACAACUAUAGCUCUUGGAACAGGCACAACUAGAAGUACAACUCCAGGAACAGGCUCCACCAUAAGUACCACUCCUGGGACAGGCACCACUAAAAGUGUAAUUACUGGAACAGACACAGCUACAAGUGUCAGUACUGGAACAGGUAUGACUGCAAGUACAGCUAACGAAAAAAACAACCCUACAAGCACCCUUACUUACCACUUCUACUACUAA
Molecule: messenger RNA, 3750 nt
Organism: Pelobates cultripes (western spadefoot toad)
Lineage: Eukaryota; Metazoa; Chordata; Amphibia; Anura; Pelobatidae
Source: the annotation of a GenBank genome assembly